AUGAAGACGUUAAGGCACAGGCAGCAAGUUGUGUUCAGCUUCCUGUUAGGGUUGUGGUUUCCUCAUUGUUUAGCCCAAACUACAGCAGCAAACAGAGCCAACUUUACACCUACCCCAUCGUCAUCCCCUCAGACUGAAAAGCUUAAAGUCAGACUAUCUGGAUACCCCCGAAAACAUAACGAGGGACGGAUAGAACUGUUCUACAAAGGAGAGUGGGGAACAAUCUGUGAUGAUGACUUCUCAAUAGCCAACGCCAACGUGCUCUGUCACCAGUUGGGUUUUGUCUCGGCCACAGGAUGGACCCACAGUGCCAAAUAUGGCAAAGGCCAAGGGAAGAUCUGGCUGGACAACGUGUUGUGCAAUGGAGGUGAGAAGAGCAUUGAAUUCUGCAAGUCUCGUGGCUGGGGCAACAGUGACUGCACUCAUGAUGAAGAUGCUGGAGUUGUUUGCAGAGAUGAGAGGAUUCCUGGCUUUGUGGAUCCAAAUGUUAUUGAUGCACAAGUCGAUGAGAAGAGAGUGGAGGAGGUGCGACUCCGUCCUGUUGUUGUUGCAGCGAAAAAGAAGAUGCCCAUUACAGAGGGUGUGGUGGAAGUGAAGCACAAAGAUGGCUGGGCUCAGAUCUGUGACUUGGGAUGGACAAUCAAAAACACCCGUGUGAUUUGCGGCAUGUUGGGAUUCCCACAUGAAAGGAAGGUCAACAAAAACUUUUACAAGCUAUAUUUGGAGCGUCAGAAGAACAGCUUCUUCAUUCACUCUGUGGCAUGUACAGGUACUGAGGUCCACCUGGCAGCUUGCCCCAUGGAGUUCAGAAAGCCAAAUGCCACAUCGACCUGCACAGGCGGCAUGCCGGCUGUCGUCAACUGCAUGCCGGGCCCACAGUUCAUGCAGAACAGCAGCUUGAAAAAGAAAGUUAAAGUUUCGAACAAUGUGAGGCUGAAAGGAGGUGCGAGGCUGGGUGAAGGUCGGGUGGAGGUGCUUAAAGACAGCAAGUGGGGGACAGUGUGUGAUGACCGCUGGAACCUGUUGUCAGCCAGCGUUGUUUGCAGGGAGCUUGGCUUCGGCAGUGCAAAGGAAGCUCUCACUGGUGCACGAAUGGGUCAAGCGCCUCGAUCUCCACCGCAGCCCAGCGGCCUCCGGACGUCCGACUCCAGGAAAUCAGACACCGCAGCCCCAGACUCUCCCAGGAUCCACGGCGGUAACUCGGCUCCGAGCAGGAACGCGGAUCCAACGGCGACAGUCUCCCACACCGCCGCACUUCCUCACAACAGCAGCAGCCCCAGACUCGACAGCCGAAAGCCGACACAGCACCCAGGUCCACCAGGCUCUCGAAGGCAGGCCGUCAACCAGCAGCCACCGCCCACACACCCGACGCCAGAAGAUCGGCCUCACGGCUUCAACAGUCCUCAGAGCCAACGACACGACACCGCAUCACCCCCGAGCAACGAAAGCGUGUCGAUAAUCAGCUAUAUUAAUUUGGCCCAUUAG
Molecule: messenger RNA, 1485 nt
Organism: Nematolebias whitei (Rio pearlfish)
Lineage: Eukaryota; Metazoa; Chordata; Actinopteri; Cyprinodontiformes; Rivulidae
Product: lysyl oxidase homolog 3B-like
Exons: 6
Coding region: 1-1485 (494 amino acids)
Biological process (GO): peptidyl-lysine oxidation
Cellular component (GO): membrane
Molecular function (GO): protein-lysine 6-oxidase activity
Source: RefSeq, a predicted model, not a curated record